Molecule: messenger RNA, 642 nt
Organism: Suillus discolor
Lineage: Eukaryota; Fungi; Basidiomycota; Agaricomycetes; Boletales; Suillaceae
Exons: 3
Coding region: 1-642 (213 amino acids)
Source: RefSeq, a predicted model, not a curated record
AUGUUCACGGAUUCUUUAGCCGCUAAUCUGAUUCAAUGGCUUGGAACAUGUCAUUUGAAGGUUACCGAAGGAUUUGAACCCUUCACAUCUAAGUACAAUAUCAAACCAUCCAAGUCAGACCCUCAGAUGUCUGCCUCUGUCCGCAGUGACUAUAUGAAAAAAUGCCGAUCAAUCCUCUUUGAUUUGUUGAAGGAAGGGCUGUACACAAACUUCCUCCAUGGUUACAAGAUCACUGGCAAUACUGUCAACCUUCUCAUGUUUGGCAACAAACAUUUGAUAGAGGGUCAUAUCCAUAAAUGGUAUGAUGAUGUCAAGUUGCCUCUCUGUGAUGAGAUAUUCAAGUGCAGCUUAACCAUGACCCCGAUUGUCUUGUUAGCAUGGUCAGCAGUUGCACUGCAAGUUUUAAUUAACCACAUAGUUGAUCUGCAGACUGCCCGAUUCACUAAAAUGAAGUAUGCUGGAUGGCACUCUGAGCUCGUAAAAGACAUGGAGCACACCUUACUGCAUCCCAUCCACAAGGAAGUGUUUAAAGCACAUUUGUUAGACACACACCUGAAAGGAAUGGAAAAGAUAGUGAAAUCAUUAAAUGAUCUGAGCGUCGGGAUCACCUAUAUACCUUCGUCAGCAGAGGAAAUCUCUUAG